Molecule: messenger RNA, 3156 nt
Organism: Argiope bruennichi
Lineage: Eukaryota; Metazoa; Arthropoda; Arachnida; Araneae; Araneidae
Exons: 7
Coding region: 529-3072 (847 amino acids)
Cellular component (GO): cytoplasm
Molecular function (GO): glycosyltransferase activity
Source: RefSeq, a predicted model, not a curated record
GAGUGCUUUUAUUUUCCGAAUCUUUUCUCCUCUUGCGCGGAUGCCAAGUGGAAGCAAGAGUAUCCAUUCGGAAAAUGGGACACGGGAUGGAGCCCUUGAUGGAAAAGAAUUCCUCUCUCUUUGCGUAGAACGUCAGAUGAUAUGCAGAUGGAACAUGUGAGAAAUUAUCCGGCAGGGGACUUGUUGGUGCCGCAGAAACUGUGUGGGAUGUUUUAAUUGUCGUCAGUUCUGAAUGAUAUGUAAUGUAGAAAUUGCUUGAAACUUUCAAUAGGAAUUUAUUUUAUUUAUUCAUUAUUCUGAAUGACUGCCUGUUGAAUGAUUAGCCAAGGCUGAUAAAGUGCUCUGAAUGACAGAAUUUUUUUUAAAUAUAUUCGUCAGAAAAGAUAACGAUUAAAUUUUCGUCCUUGAGAGAAAAGUAACUACUUUUCAACUAUCUGCUAUUUUAUUUCAAAUCUAUUAUUCAGCUGAAAGAUGAACAAAAUAACAUUGUUUUAAAAUAUUUGAAUCUAAAAAGUUUAUAAAAUAAAAAUGGCUGACACGCUCACGAACAAUAUUUCGAAUGGAACCGUUUAUGACAAAGAAUCCAACGAAGCAACCAAGCAUUGCUUUAAGCAUGCAACUGAAAAUUUAUCUCAAGUAUCAAAACCUGAUGCCGAUUCGGAACAUGAAAUAUGUGAAGGAUGCUCAAAAACCAUAUUGUCGUAUAUAUCUCUUAUACAAGACAUGCUUAAUGGAUUGGCCAGGAAGCUUUCCAAAGAUGAAACUCCUACUAACUGUUUUCAGUGUCUGAAACAAGAAUCUCGGGGCGCAGAAGAUAUUCCACCUGGAGAGAAUAUCGAGGAUAAUAAUUUAAAAAGUGAAAUUUUGACUAAUUUGAAUGGAAUAGCCAAUGGGGAAUGUGAAACACUACCUCCUGUGUCUACUGUUGCGGAACAAAAAGACGAAAUACAAACCAAUCAAAACAUAGAAGAGCACAGCAGCUCAUCGGUCACGAAUGCAGCAGAAACGACAUCAGAACCUAAGAAACCAAAGAAGGUGUCCAGUAGACGAAACAGUCGCCGCAUUUCUAGGGAAAUGAAAGAAAAUGGCCAUGAAGUCUUUUCUGAAAAUUCAGCCAACAGAAAUGGUUGGCAAACAGACUUUUUGUAUAAUGUUUCUUCUUCAAUUGAUCCAAAAUACAUACCAUAUAGCCAACAACAAGAAAAUGAGCAUCCAGUUACUGCGAAUUUAAAUAAAAGGGGUAGUUCACAAGAUGAUACACUUCUGAAUAAUAAAGAAAAUGCAUCAUUCAUUAAUUAUAAUUCUCGUUUUAACUCUUCAGAUACUUCGCCACUUACUCCUAGUUCUCCUACUUUAUUCUUUGCUAAUUUUGGCUCACCACCAACUGCAAACUCUGAUAAAUCAACUGAGAACAUCCAUUUCAACAAAACCAAGACAAUUGAUUCUAGUAUAUUCGAUUACUCCGCCACUGAAAGUAAUUCCAGUUACCAUAAAUCAGAGGCAAACUAUUUUGAUAAACCUGAUUUCUCCUCCAUGGAAAAUGCUUUGAAUCGCCUUGAAGUAGACGAAUCUGCGAAAUCCGAUUACUCAGUCACUGAAAGUCGCUUCGAAGCAGAUGUAGAUGAUUCUUCAAAAUCCGAUUACUCUGGUACUGAAAGUGUAGAAAGAAAAGUAGAUCGCAUGAGCAUGAAGCCUAUCCAAAGUGAAAAACAAGCUGAUCAAAAUAUAGAGCAGUGGAAAACUCUACAUGAUUCAUUUAGUGAUUGUGUUACUACAACUUCUGAUCGGAAAUCUUCGGAAGCUUUCGUUACCAUUUGUCGAAACAAUGCCGAAGCAUUGGGAUGUCUGGUUCUUGGCAGUUCGCUUCUUCUCAGUCGCACAUCAAGAAAACUUUGUGUUCUGGUUUUUGAUGAUGUUGACCCUGCCUUCAAGGAACCAUUGUCUUCCGUAUUCCAUGUUGUACAGCACGUGAAACAUCUAAACUCGAUAGAUGAAAGAAAACUAGAAUACCUGAAAAAAAUGAAUUUAGAAAAAAUAUGUAUUUGGGGUCUCGUUCAGUUUUCGAAAUGUGUUUUUCUGAAUCCAGAUUGUUUGAUUAUUCGCAAUUGCGAUGAAUUAUUCCAGCAUGAAGAAUUAUCCGCCGUUCCAGACAUUGGCUGGCCGGAUUGUUUCAAUGCGGGUGUUUUUGUUUUCAGGCCAUCCGUUGACACACUUGCGAAACUUGUGGAACUUUCUCAAAAGCAAGGACAAAAUAAUGAGGGAGAUCAGAUGUUGUUGAACGCUUACUUCCAUUCCUGGUCAUCUGAUAUUGGCAAGAAGCUGUCUUUCAUAUACAACCUGAUGCGUAAUGCUAGUUACACUUAUGGUCCUGCUUUUCAAAGGUUCGGACACAACGUAAAAAUUGUCCAAUUCCUCGGUGGUUCUAAACCAUGGGAGGUGAAAUUCUUCACUGAAAGUGGUCAGCUUGAUGGUGAUGUGAAUGUUCAUCCCAAGCAUGUUCGAUUUUUUUCGGAAUGGAUCAAUACAUUUAAAAUCGCCGUUCUGAAACUGUUCCCUCAGGAUGUAUAUGAUUAUGCCUUCAGUCAAAAGUCUGUAUCUGCUGAGGACAUCGGACUUGCUCUAUGUUUUCCAGCUCCUUGUAAAAACUUUGAUAAAAUUUCAGCCAAACCUUCCCAUAUUUUACCGAAACGACAGACGGUUCCGCCAUUCUACAUAGCUGCAUCUCCUCCAAGAACUGCAAUAUGCGAUAAUACAUCUUUACCAGCUCCCAUCUGUUGCCAAUUUUCCGAUCUGAAUUCAGUCGAAGAAGCAACAGAGAAACUUAUCAACAUCGGCCAUGUUGAACAGAAUGGAAUAAUAGAAACUGGAGAACAAAAUGGCAAAAUGGAAAGUGAAACUGCAAUGACCGAUUUGCAAUUUGACAGAUGUCUCCCGGGAGCGAUUAUUGGUGAUUAUCAAGGAAUGAUGGCUUGGGAGCAGGGACAUAUUGACUAUGAAGGAUGUGAUAGCUCUGAAAAUAUUAUGAACAGGUUGAGUUUCUUGAUACAUCGCUCUGUGCCACCAAAUCUCUGAUGUUAUUUAUUGCAUCAAAAUGACUUUUGAAGCUCUUAAUUAAUCUUCUCUUCAUGUAUGAUUAAUAAAAUAUUUUCUGGAAUA